AUGGAGCUAUCCGGAGGCUCAUCAACGACCGAGUUCAAGUUCCGGAGGCCAGGGUCACCUCGAGCGGGAACGCAAACACUCCGUUUCGGUACUGGCCUCGAUGGAUGUUUUACUAGGACGAGGGGCUUCUUAGGCGGUCGAGAAACGCAUCAAACCCACGUCACCACCCGCAGCAAUGCAAAGGAAAGCUCAGGCCAACGCCUGCCAGCGCCUCUAGAGGCAUGGGAGAUGGUCCAUGAGAGCCUGCCACGGUUACUUCGAGCAGGACGAGUGCGCCAAGCUGUCGACGCUUUGGGCGAGCGCACGGCCGGGGGGGGUGACGCAUGGUGUGGCCUCGAACAGCGUCAUCUGACCCGAGCGGCGCUGGUGCUAAGUGCGUUGGCCCACGCAUACAUGUUCGGCAAGGAGCAAACCAAAGGCAAAAGCAAAGAGGAAAACGGACGGUACCAGCUACCACGUCAUCUUCUCGAUGCAUGGGAUAAGGUACCUGCCGAUGACGUUCUCAACAACGCCGUGGGCAACAGUUCCUUUAGCUUGAGGAGUGUCUACUUUGGCCUCCCCGAGGAGCGGCUUUCCUCGGGGCUCCAGGGCACGAUAGAGUCCGUUUUUGCACCUGCUCUCUCCGCUAUGGCGCUCGCGAAGAGCGGCGUGCUGGCCGACCAACCCGACCUGGUCACGCAUUGCCUGGAGAGUCUAUCGGCGCGCAUAGUAGAGUGUGCUCAUUUGUUUGAUGUUAUGACCCCGCGCGACACGGCGCACUUUGACCCCGUCAUCUGGAUCAAGACGUAUCCUGCCAUGGGCCGCCCGGUUACCCCCGGCGAGCUGGGGAACAGUGGCGUCGAUGCACCGAUUUUUCAUGCACUGGACGCCUUCAUCGGCCGCCGUAAUGUCAAGGGUGACCUGAAAGACAUGCAGAGCGAUCGACGGGCCACGCUGCCGGCUAACAUUCGCGCCUUCUUGGAUGCCCUUGGUGAUAGGGCUGGAGGCGUCAGGGACUACAUCGCUACUGCCCAUGCUCGACAACGCCAUCUGCCCUCUGAACAGCAGUCACAAUAUCAGCGUCUCUCGGCAGCAUGGGAUGGGCUUUUGCAAAUAUACGUCUGGUUUCUCGAGCGGCACCGCGUUAAGGCUGUUGGUGUCACGGGCGUGAGCCUGGGUACGGGGCGACACUCGACGAGCAGCGGCGUCAAGAGCAGCGACCAGGCCAAAGGCGCGGCAGCAGGGAAACCGAAAAUGCGGCCCGAGACCAUGCUGAGCAUGCAAAUGAAGAUGGGCAUGGCAUCACGGCUGGCCGGGCGGCCGCUGUGGCAGGACGCGCGCGUGCAGUCUCAAACCAAAUACCAGGGCAGCGUCGUGGUCACGGUGAGAUUGGAUGCGAAUUUGCCGCUCGAGCCUGGCGACCGAGUGCAAAUCUGGCCGCCAAUGAAGAGGAAGAAGGUCAGAAGAACAUGUUCGCACAAGAGACAGUUGCGAACCCCCUCCCCGGAAGAUCAUGAUGCGUCGCCAGAGUACGAGAGUGACGAUGAAGCGGAACCCGAACCGAGAUUCUACUCCAUCGCUCAUGUUAAUCCAGACGUGGAAGAGGAGGCGACAGUCUCAGGAAGAAGAGGAGGCAUGACCAUCACUCUGACAGUCGGUCAACACACACCCGAGGGACUGGUCUCUUCCUUUCUUAGCACUGCCGCUCAAGGCACACAUCUGCGUCUUCGUCCUUGGCCUUCUCUUCGUUUCCGCCAGCCACGAAACAUGGCCGUGCCGCUGGUGUUGAUCGGUCAGGGCAGCGGUGUCGGCCCCCUGUUGGGCUUCCUACACGACCGGGCGACUUGGAAACAGCGGCUCGGUGAUACCCAAGACAAUAUCGAAUACCGGGACAUUGUCCACCAGCUCGUCAAGAAUAAGGGUGGCCACGUCUUUGUCUGCGGCAGUUCCGACUUUGGGGAAACGGUGAUGAGCAGUCUUGGACUGGGCCAACCGCAACAGCAGCAGCAAAAACAAGCACAGGACGUAAAUGACGAAUCCUAUGACGACAACCGCACAGAAAUACUCCCUCCCUCAGCAUAUUGGAACCAACUGCACCAUGAUCUCUUCGCCAAGGUAGAAAUACCUUCUAUCUCACGGUCCUCUUGCUGCUCCUCUUCGCCCCCACCAAGCCCAAAAAUCCCCAUCAUCAGCCCCGCCACCCUUGCCGCCCACAACUCUAUGACCUCGUGCUGGACUGCCAUCGGCGGAACAGUCUACGACAUGACGUCCUUCCUGACCACCCACCCAGGUGGGCCCAAAACGAUCCUCGAGUCAGCAGGCACUGUCGCCGACGCGCGCUUUGCCGAAACACACGGCGGGCCGCACGCCCAGGAGAUCAGGGGCUAUCUCAGGAGUUAUGCUAUCGGCCGUCUGUCCACGGCUACAGCAGACUCUGCAUCCCAGAUGACCUGGGCAAAACUCAUCAAUGCCCUGGUAAGGAUGCAAAACACGCUCACCAAUAAUAGCGCCUUUGACGCAAGCCGUGGACCGGUGCCCCUGUACGUGUACGAGGAUGCCCUGCUCGUGUUUGCUGAUGGCCUAGACGGGAUCGCGGACAUUCUGUCAGACGUUUCCGAUGACAAUUCCUUGUCGGAGCUCAGAGAAACGGUGGUAAAUACGCAGGCGUUAUUGAGAAAGGCUUUCGUGGUUCUGAAAGACGGGUGCAAGGGUUCCUUAGUAGCUGCUGGCUCCAAGGGCUCCAGCCCCGCUUCCUCAACGUUGCUUGACGAGAGCGAGGAUCUCGUACGGAAGCUAUACAGGGGGCCUAUCAGAAAGGUUCAUACGGCUAUUGAUGUCUGCAAGAAGGAUGUUAGUGAAAUUGAGGCUAGGACAGAGACGGGAAGCAGCGAUGCAAUGUGUGAUACCUAUGAAGAUGAAAAUGCUGAUGCACUCAAGCGUGUUUUGGAAAAGUUUUGCACUAGCCUAGCAAGCGUUGCUAAAGAUUUACUCUAUUAG
Colletotrichum navitas is the source of this 2976-nucleotide messenger RNA. RefSeq names its product cytochrome b5-like Heme/Steroid binding domain-containing protein. Lineage: Eukaryota; Fungi; Ascomycota; Sordariomycetes; Glomerellales; Glomerellaceae. The record is from RefSeq and is a predicted model, not a curated record. Gene Ontology annotation, molecular function: heme binding; oxidoreductase activity; metal ion binding. The transcript is spliced from 3 exons. The coding region runs from base 1 to 2976 and encodes 991 amino acids.